Molecule: messenger RNA, 239 nt
Organism: Funneliformis mosseae
Lineage: Eukaryota; Fungi; Glomeromycota; Glomeromycetes; Glomerales; Glomeraceae
Source: the annotation of a GenBank genome assembly
AUACUGAAGAAGAAUCCAUUGAAAAAGAAUUCAUUGAAAGAGGACCCACUGAAAUAGUAUCUACUGAAAUAGGUAGCGAGAAAGUGAAAAGUUUAAUCAUAAGUGAUACUCUAGUUCCUUCUACGAAAAAGACAAAAACCGCUACCACUACUCUAAAAGAUAACAUCUUUACUAUACUAAGUAACAGUAGUGAUGGUGAUGAUGAUGAAAUACUAUCACAAAUACUGACACAGUUUUAA